CCGCCUUGCACCGCUUCCAUCCCGCCCCGGACCCAACGUCGCAACCCAGCUUCCCACUUCCCACUUCCCACUUCCCGCUUCCCGCUUCCCGCUGCAACUACAUAUUCUAUAUAUCCAGUAUCACCGCUGCUGUAUGGAUUUCCCCAUGUUAUAGUCCCUUGGGAUGUCCCGGGGUUCGAUUCCGUGCAUACUUUCUCCAGCCUAAGACCCAUCGUCUCAAGCACACUUUAUACGCUUAACGCGGGAGCUCUACAACUUCGUGCGCCACGUACCUUUGGGCGAUGCACCGCCUUCCGUUCCAGAAGUCUGUGGUAGAGCCGCCCUCUCAAGAUAAUGGGCGUAGUACAGACCCCCAGCUCCCGGUCAAACCCGACUCAGAUCCUCACGAGCCUUCGCCGUUCGCCUCCACACCGAGAAAGCCCCACCCUGCUCCAAUCGCAGGAGACAUAAGCUCGCCGGAGGGUUAUACCGACGGCGGAAAUAACUACGUGCUUUCAAAACCUGCCCCAAAUAAUACAUCGCUUCCGUUUCCAACAACAGAAUCUAUCUCAAUACCGCGGACGCCUUCGCUUCAAAUAUGCACAGAUCUGCCGUCGGCCCAUCCCACCAAACCCUUCUCAGAUGCGCCUCGCGAGCCUGACAUACCCCUUCGUUCCAGCACAUCCUCUACUAGCCUACCACGCCGUGCGCCAAGUAUUCGGACUGCUCUUGCAGCGGCGCAUUCAUGCGCUGGGUCGAUAUCUCCUAGCUCGGUUUUCUCAUCACCUCAGUUAGCUGCCCUGAUAGAUAUCACUCCACUGCCAUCUCCCGUCUUACUAGGAGCCUCGCCCUGGAAAUCCACAACUAGCCAGGCACCAUCCCGGACACCUUCUACAUCCUCGAGAAGUAGAUCCACGUUUAGUAUCCGUAGGAUCGGAUCAUCAGAGAGACCCAGGUCGCCUUCUAACCGACGCCAUAUUUCUGGGGCGCUGGCUCCGCCCAACAGAGAAGUUCAGCUACCUGAACCAGAAGGCUCCGCUGAGGCUGUUCGACUGAAUAGGCACGCUCGGAAUCGAAGUCUUAGUGACUAUACGCCAGAUACGCUUCAUGUUCCUCCGCCCCAUAAGACCAAUCCAUCCGAUACUCUACUCAAUAAUGGCACCACCACACCUACUCAAGAUAUGAUGAUCCACAGCAAUAUGCAGCGUGAGGAUUAUUUGGCUGUCCGACGUGGGAUUGCGCUCCCUUCUCCCACACGCCUCCCAACCCCUCCACGGAGCGCGCGCAGUGGUUAUGACAGCAGUGAUACAGACUUAGUCCCGACCCUACUGGCACCUGACCUUCAAACCCCCACAUAUCAUGUCAUGUCGGUUAGGACGCAACAACCCCGUAGGUACCGAAUGCUACGCAAAUUAGGGCACGGGACAUUUAGCCAGGUGGUUCUGGCUGUAAGGGAUGAUCCUGGCGAUAAAAUGGAGUCUGCUUUAACUGGCAAUACGUCACAGCCCCCACGCCUAGUAGCGAUAAAGGUCGUCGAGUACGGCCCAGCUGGAGGAGCGGACAAAGAAAGAGUUGAAACCUCGUUAAGUCGAGAAGUCGAGAUUCUCAAAUCUCUCAAUCAUCCAUCCCUCGUCCAGUUGAAAGCGUUUGGCGGCGACAACAAACGAUCUUUGUUAGUUCUGGACUACUGUCCUGGUGGUGACCUCUUCGAGUUCGCGAGUCGGGCAGUAAACCAGUUAUCCCAGUCCAUUAUCCGCAGAAUAUUCUCAGAGCUGGUGGCUGCCGUGCGAUACUUACAUGCAAACUUUGUUGUGCAUCGGGAUAUUAAACUUGAGAAUGUGCUUGUAAACAUACCCGCGUCAGUGAUACAGGAUGUCUCCGACUGGCGAAGAUAUCCCCGCGCCCUCGUCACCCUCAGCGAUCUCGGCUUAUCGAGACGCAUUCCUGAACCUCCAGCCAGCCCUCUGCUGCAGACGAGGUGUGGUAGUGAAGAUUAUGCGGCUCCAGAAAUAUUGAUGGGACAACCAUACGAUGGCCGGUCAACGGAUGCUUGGGCGAUGGGGGUCCUGCUGUACGCGAUUAUGGAAAGCCGACUUCCUUUCGAUCCCUUGCCGGGAGCCAGAGGCGACCCUGCCAAACUUCGCGCGCGAACCCCACAUCGGAUAGCUCGCUGCGAGUGGUCCUGGUACCGGUUUGCCAAUGAAGACGGCGAAUGGGAUCCGGUUAAGGGGGAGGGACGCCAAGAUGCAAGGGCAUGUGUUGAAGGACUACUUACGAGGAGCACGAAGCGGAUGAGUUUAGAUGAGAUUGCGAAAAUGCCGUGGGUGCAAGAGGCUAUUGAUGUUCCAGAAGGGCUGAAGAGGGGAGAUAUUGAAGUUCCUUAGAGAGAGCUGAGUGUUUCUAUUUACUACUGUUUCCAUACCACCUUUCCGUUAACCUUAUGAUCUGUUCCUCCUUGAUUCCCUUUUCAGUUUCCGCUCCUCUACUUUCAUUUUCGUUCCCCAGAGUCUUUUCCUCUUCUCCCCCCCCCCUUUCUUUCCUUCUUUUCAUCUUCCACCCGGCCUCCCCCCUAAAAAAAAGAAAAAUAACCCUCCCACCUACACCUUGACUUCGGUUUAUACCAUGACGACAUUCAAUGCUGCUUAUGACUCUGGCCACUAACCGCGGCCCAUUCCGCUUUACCUUCCGGUCCACUUAUUGAUGCAAGGGAGACAGAUAAUAGUACCUUGUUUGCUGCGAUGACAUAUAACUCUCGCAGUUUUGUCCUUUUACAAUUUUGUGCUGCAUAAGGGACACUCGAUGACUAUUUUCUUGUCUCCCUUCGAUGCUCCUUUCAUUCCUACUUCUUGAAUCUCACACAGUUCUUUUGCGUUUGGGUGCCUCCCUUCAUGACUCUGUACAUAAUAUAAAAUUUCUGCAUUGCUAGAGCAUAUUGUACAGCAUAUAUAUAUAGAGCAAUAAAAUCGCCAGAUAUAAGGAUUGAGAAAGAGAACCAUUCA
Blastomyces dermatitidis ER-3 is the source of this 2978-nucleotide messenger RNA. Its product is annotated as CAMK protein kinase. Gene Ontology annotation, biological process: protein phosphorylation; intracellular signal transduction. Gene Ontology annotation, molecular function: ATP binding; protein serine/threonine kinase activity. The coding region runs from base 282 to 2363 and encodes 693 amino acids. The record is from RefSeq and is a predicted model, not a curated record. The transcript has 2 exons. Lineage: Eukaryota; Fungi; Ascomycota; Eurotiomycetes; Onygenales; Ajellomycetaceae. Gene Ontology annotation, cellular component: cytoplasm.